This is a messenger RNA of Moneuplotes crassus, 1021 nucleotides long. The record is from the annotation of a GenBank genome assembly. NCBI's taxonomy places the organism in Eukaryota, Ciliophora, Spirotrichea, Euplotida, Euplotidae.
CUAAAAUGAAAAUAACAAAGCUCAAGGGGUUUGAAAAUAUGGAUAAAGACCUGUACAGUUUAAAUAUGACACAGAAGAUCAGAAACUCAGGUUUCCACACCAGGAGCAAAACGGUCUCUGAAGAUGGCAGCCAGGGCACUGAGAAGAGGAAAACCAUCAAGCUUGACUCAACGAAGAAUAAAAAUAAAUUGAUCGGGUUGAUUAAGAAAAGUCAGUUUAAUAAAAGUGCAGAACUUGCUAAAAGUCUUAUAAAUAAAUCAAAAUUCGAACGUGUUAGAAACAACGCAGAAGCUAGGAUGAAGAACUUUACCAGAAUCAAAAAGUCUCUUGAAUCUCAGAGGAAAAUAUCAACCGAGAGUGGCCAUAGAAGAAAAUAAGGGUUUCAACAGACACUUCCAUAAAUUCAGUGAUUACAAAUCUGAUGAGAAAAAUAGCUCAAAUCAUAAGUUAUCAGUCCAGGUGGAGAACUGCCAGCCAGGAGACUUAGACCUCAGAGAUUACGCUUCAAAAUUUAAUUAUUUCUCCAAAAGAACCAGGACUAAAAUAUCAAAUAACUUAAAAACAGAUAAUUCUGGAGCUUUCAGAACUUUCCAAAGGGAAAAUCAGAAAUAAACUGAGGUCUAAAUCUAGAGAAAACAAUGUAAUCAUCCACCACAGGAUAGACCUGAUCCGAGAGAUGAUUGAAGAGAAGGAACUACAGUGCUUGAAAGUGUAUGAAGACUGUAUGAGAGGUGAAAAAUAAGUAUCAAUAUGAAUUCCUCAACACUAUAAAGGAGUAUAAUAUCGACUUAAUUGAAAGUUUUAAUGAAAUUAAAGACUUUCAGAAACCCCCAAUGGAUCUUAUCCAACAGAUCAUCCUUUCAUUGAAUAGUAAUUAUGGAAGGUUUGAAAAUUUUCAUAAAUUAGAGCUUCUUUACAAAAAUAAGGCUCUUGAGAAAGCAAAUGAGGAUUAUUCAAGCCUAGAAAAAUCAAAAAACAUUAUCUAUAGCCCUGACCAAGAAAUGUCCUCGUUUGAAUAAAG